UACACCUCUGGUGAUGUUGUACAAGUGGUAGUGUACAUGGGAUGGUGUACACGUAAUGGAGUACACGUGAUGGAGUGCACUUGAUGUUUUACAUGUGAUGUUGUACAUGUGAUGCUGUUGAUGUCUUGCGAGGUGGGAUCAUUGUGGAAAUGGGUUUUAACAAAGAUACUGAAGCAUUGACAUGUAUUUUUGUGGGUUUAUUUUUUUAAAUUGUAGAGCCUAUUUAUCAUGUCCUGAGAUAUAAUGUUAUUGGAGCAAUAACUAAUCUUAGCCACCCCUUUCUAGCCUCUACUCCCUAGCCUCUACUCCCUAGCCUCUACUCCCUAGCCUCUACUCCCUAGCCUCUACUCCCUAGCCUCUACUCCCUAGCCUCUACUCCCUAGCCUCUACUCCCUAGCCUCUACUCCCUAGCAUCUUAUAUUAUUAUUAUUAUUAUCUGCUCCCUAGCAUCUACUUUCCUCUACUCCUUACCUUAUUGCUCACUACCCUAUCACUCCUUCCACUCUACUGUCUACUUGCCUCUAUUCCAUAUCAUCACACUCCCAACCCUCCACCACCUAUACUCUACUUUAUAUUCUUCACCCUCUACCUCCACCUCUUACCCCUAGUCCCUACCUAAACUCUUACUCCCUAUCCUCGUACUCCCCGUUAGGGCCGGCGCUAGUCAUUCUUAGGUUGGGUGAAAAUAGGCAAUCGUCGCCCUCUGGAAAAUUAUGGGGAGAGUUCAGAUUUUUAUUUUUUUUUAAUUUAAACAAAAGUUUCCCCCUUCGCGCCUGUGUGAUUAUCCCGCAUCGUUCCCGCCUUGAGCCGGCCCUGCUCCCCGUUAUUUCCUUCCCCUCACGCAUGGUCUCAUUACAUGCUUUAUACCCUGCUUCUUACAAUCACAACUGAUCUAAUUGAGCUUUAAACUCCACUACCCUCAUCCUUUACCCACCUUAACGAUCCUCAUUGUUUCAUAACAUUAACAACCUUCUUUAUUCUACAAAGCACUCUCUAUAGCACAUCUAUUAUCUUCGUUUUAAACACACCUAUGCUCUCCCCUCUUAUCCCUCACCACCUUAUCCUCUGCCCCCCCCUCACAAACACAGGUUCCCUCUUAUCCAGUGGCGACGCCAUCAAAUUUAACAUGGCGGGUCCCUUGCAGGUCUUAAAAAAAAUUGGCGGGUUCCAAAUAAAUGUAUUAAAAAUAAAAUUUAUUUAUUAAAUAAUAAUUAUUAAUCUACUAACUUAACCCAAAGUUUACAUACAUUGUCAAUUGUCAUAAUAAAUUUAUUUGAAUGUAUCAUAUUUGUAAGGUCAUUCACGUUUAUCUAGAGAAUCCACACUCUUGACACUCCACACUAUUGACCCAUUGACUCCAGAUACACUGACACAGGACAGGCCAAUUUCAUUUCAAAAUAAUUCUGCAGUUAGGAUACAUUUCCACGAAUUUGUCCACCAUACGUUCCAAAUCCAGUUUCUUGGCCCUCUGUGAAUGUAUCGAUAUUACAGCAAUAUUUGACACGCGCUCGUCAGUCAUGGCUGUGCGAAGAUGUGUUUUUAUUAAAGCUAGUUGACUGAAUGAUCUUUCUGCUUUGCAGAUGACACCGGUAUCGUGCAUCCGAUUUGCAGUAGUCGUUUACUUUCGUAGAAUGCCUCUUACAAGUUAAAAACUUGAAUUUUAUAUAUAUUACAUUUUAUGACGUUAAAAUGACUUUUGUUGUCGAUAAAAAUUUAAACAUAUACAGGCAUUUAAAAUGGAAGUUCUCUUACAUGUAAUGUAGUUUACGCUUAAUGAGCAUAUAUACAAUAUUAGUAACUAAUAAAAAUUUACCAAUUCAUUUGACAGGUCCAAAGUUUUUUUACCGGGUCCUGGGACCCGGCGGGACCUGGUGUAGCGUCGCCACUGCUCUUAUCCCCUUACCAUCGCUCGCCAACUAAUUUUUUUUUUUUAAAGUGUCCAAAAUUAAGGUUGUUUUACAAUCUAAGAAUGCAUUCAUCGGAAAUGUAUCAAGUUCACUGGCUUCAUUAUUAAUACCUGUAUACGGAACUUAUCCAAAAGUAGUACCAAAAAUUCUCACAAAACGAAACAAAUGUGGCGGGAGUAAAUGAAAGUAAAAUUAAAGCUUACGUAGGUUUACUCAUAUUGGUAAAUAAAAAGAUAAGCCUUAUAAUUUACAAGUUAAGUGGUGCAAAAUGGAAUUUGGUAAUAAGUCAAGGUCUAGAUUAAAUGCUUCAAAGAAACAUGCCUUUGAUGAACGGUAUCCACACCGCCUUCAAUUGUAUAAAGAUCCGCCGAACGAUACAAUUUCUCUGCAAGAGUUCGAGGAACUAGCAGUUGAACGACUGAAAGGUUGGUAAUAAUUUAAUCAAUAAUAAUGAUAAAAAUGUAAUAAUAGUAUUUGGCUAAUUUGGAGAGAUAGUACCCUGACGUCAUUUGCGUUUUUUGUCCCUAGUUCCGAUAGUGAUAGUGAUAGGGUCAAAACUCUGGUUCCGAUGCCGAUAGUAUAGCCUAUAAUACUAUAAUAGGGUCAAAACCCCAGGUUAGGGAUAAGUUAAGCUUAGAGGGUUCAGGUUAGGUUUUGUUUAGGGAUAGAUUUAGGGUUCAGGUUAGGUUUAGGGAUACAUUUAGGACAUAAAUUCGUGGGUUGCCACAGCCAAGAUGUCGGCUGCACAACCAAGAUGUAGGCUACUAUCUCUCCAAAUUUACCAAUAACAUAACAGCAGUAGGGGUGUGCCGGAUUCCGGUCCGGAAUCCGGUUCCGCUGGAUUUUGCACUAUCCGGUGAGAUCCGGUUCCGCCGGAUUUACAUGUAUCCGGAACAACCGGAUUCCGGAAUCCGGAAUAUACCGGAUUUCGGAAUUUGCCAGAUUUUGUGACUCACCGGAUCAUAAUCUGAAAUAAAAGUAAUUCUCUUUCCCGAAUUCCACACGAUCACGAUACAUUAAUCGAUUGUUUCGAGCGUUGAGCUUGUUUAAUGUUUAAUAUUCCGUACAUACCAGAGGCUAGAGUCAGCACCGCUAAUAGUGGCCAAUAGUGUAGGGACUUUGAUAAGAAAAUUUAAACUUUUUGUAAAAAUAAACCAAUGGCAUAGUUGAAAAGAUGUAAUUUUUUAAAGAAUUAUAACACCAAAAUCAUAUUUUUAGCUGUUGUAGUUUUAAAGUUAUGAAUUUUUAAAGUACGACUUGGUUUGUCAUUUUUUAACAUGGACUGCAUCUCCACAUUCUGUGAUCUCAUUCCACCAAUCCCGUCAUGCGCAAUGACUAUAUAGUUUAUAUAAGGCAACGCAUUCCCUGCCUUAUCACUAAAAUACUGUUUAGACUUAGUUUAAACUUUCAACUUUGGCACAUGAAUAAUUAAUUAAAGCUUUCCCUGACCAAUGGUUUAAUAGUUUUUGCACACGGCAAACUCUUAUGAAUGAAACUCUGAGGUAGUACUACGAUACAGUUAUGCAAGUGGCUGUGAAUGGUUGCCAAUGACAACGUGUUGCACACGGUAAAUUCUGAUCAUUUAUAAUAUGGAUUCUACCGGGUUGUUAAAGCUCAAAUUAAAACAUUCCAGUUUAAAUGUCUUUAAAUGCAUUCUGAAACACAAGUUAUCAAUUAUUUUGAUGUAAAUAGUGAUAAUAAAUUAAUAUUUCCUAAGUAUCGUCAACUUCCGCCAUUAAAAAGGGGGGCGUGGCCAACCCCAUGGCGAAAUUAGGUUGAGCGAGCUGCAUAACCUGCUGCGAACGCGUAGAAACAUGGCGUCUCUCGUAAGACACUUAUCCAAAUGGAACGGAACUCAAAUAUAUAUCGAAAGUACUAAUUUAAUAAUAAAUAGACACACACAUCGGAAAAUUAAAAACUCGGAUUUUUUGGCGCCGAUUGCGAAUUCCCAUACACAAAAAGUAGUAGUCCACCUUGACUUACCGAAGUAUCUACCAAUAGUACCAAAAUCCGGAAUCCGGGAGAAACCGGAAUCCGGAUCCGGCGGAUUUCGCAUAAGAAAAUCCGGAUCCGGUUGGAAAAAACGGAUCCGGCACACCCCUAAACAGCAGAAUACUUUCUGAGGGAAAUCCAAGACCCACAACCAAAGUCAAAGUAUGCAAGAUACUGAAGGCGAAGGGGUUAGUUAUUGUAGAGAAUGCAUUGGUCAUAUGCUGAUGACGUAGCACUGUUAUGGAAAAUUAGUCAAGACAUCAAAGUUAAAAUUGAAUUAGAAGAUGCUUCACUACAAGCAGGGCUGAGAGUUAACAACUAAAGUGACUAAAAAACAAAAUACAUGAAUAUGUUAAGAGAAGAACAGAAUUAGAAACCAUACUUUUUAAAAAGUAGAUCAAUUCAAAUAUCUAGGACCUUAUUAAUAAAUGAAAAAAAAAUGAAUCACUAAAAGAAAUAAAGGAUAGAAUGUUGGCCAGAAAUGGGCAUUCUUCAGUAGUCAGAAAAUACUCAAAAGUAAAAACAUUACAAGAAAAACAAUUAAAACUUUAUUUAAAACUGUAAUCAGACCAGUUGUAACAUACACAAGUAAAACUUGGACUCAACAAAAAUGGCAGAACACCUAUUAAACAAAUGGGAGAGAAAAUAUCUCCAGAAAAUAUAUGGACCAACAAAGGAUGAAAAUGGAUGGAAAAUACUAACCAACCAGGAAUUUAUAGACUAUAUCAGGAUCCAACGCUAGUAGCAGAAAUAAAAAGAGGCAGGCUACGCAGGUUGGGACACUUAAAAGAAGAACAGAGGAGUGAAGAGGGGGAAAUACCAAAUUCCCAGAUGAAAAUGGCUCAAAGGCAGACCUAUAUUUAGAUGGAUGGAUGAUGUGGAAAAAGAUCUACAGCCUCUAGGAAUCCAAGUAUGGAAAAGAAAAGAAUCAGUUAGGUCUUAGUGGAAGGAAGUGGUGAGUUAGCCAAAGCCUUACAUGGGAUGUAGCACGACAGGGAUGGAUGGUUUAAUAUUAUUCUAAUAAUAAAUAAUUCAAACUGUUAACACUAAUUUGACAAAAAAAUACUAAUUCACUGUUCCCUCUAACGUGCAAUAUUUGACUGACUGCUUGUGGUAACUGUUUUUGUUAUCGACUAACUAUACUAUACUAUACGAUAUGUCAUUCUGUAGGCACUGUAGUCAGUGCCGCCUAGUCCUUGUUUGUGAUUUUUUGUACUGCACCAUGAUUGCCAUGAAAUGAAGAAUGUCUCAAGAUGAUGAACCAUGACAGGACUGAUUAGAUAAUCAAGAGUAGAUGCACUCAACUGAUUUACUUCAUUGAGUUAUCAUGAGCCGGUUCAUUCAUUAAUUGAACUUAUGCUAGGUAUUAAUUAUGUUUAUUAAGUUAAGUACCCUACUUGUGAAGUUACUUUAGUAAAGUGUACCCUAAGGUUUUUCUAAUCAAAGUCAUGAAAUGUAAUGUAAGACACCGAGUGAAAGUGACAUAAACAUACUCUCACCACAUACCUCAUUUGAUAGACCAUCCAAAAAUGUUUGAAGCAAUAAUGAAGAAAAGAAAACUGGGUUUGCACCAGAAAACUUUAAAAAAAACAAAAAAAACAAGAAUAGUGACAGCUACAUUGUUUUUCUGUUUUAUUACUAUGCAUAAGUAGUAGUUUUGAAAGUGGUUGGUGGGAGGGGGGAGGCGGGAGGCUGAUUCUUUUUACCAACUCCGUGAUUGUUAUUGUUAAAAAAAAUGUUGGCUCUUAAGGGUUUUUGAGGCCUCUCUUUUACCUUAUGUGGACAUUUCUGACAGUAAGUUUCUUUAUGUAUCCUGGCUAUUGGGAUAACUAUCCCAUCUAAUUACAGCUUACCUUUUAUUUGGCAUCAGCAGCCUUUUCGUCUAUAUCCCCCACCUAGGGACAUCUACCACCACACCCACAGUAGUGGCAGCAAAAUUCCCCUUCCCCCGAAAACUUUGUGUGUGUGAUUCAUGGUUUUGAUGUUUAAUGCAGGAGUUGAUUAUGAAUGUUAGUAAUACAAAACUCUACAAUUGAAAAAUUGUUAGAAAUAUUGUUGACUAUUCAGUAAUACUAUUGAUAACAAACUAUUGCAAUUUUGCUAAUAGCUCAGUAGUUCUUCACAUUUUCAGUAAAUCAAAUUAUCAAAUUCUGUGAUUAUUAAAAAAAUUUUAAGCUAUGGUUAUUUUGGUUAUAAUUCUUAAAAUUCAUGGAAUGUGCGACUGUAUGACUGUGCAGUCAAAACAUGUGUGGUUCUAUAUUUAGAGUAUUGGAAUAUUGGAAUUCAAUUCUAAGCCUGACAAUUAAAAUAGACUCUUUUUUUUUUUAUUUUCUUAACAAAUUACAAACACACACACACACACACACACCCCCCCCCCCCCCCCCCCCCCCCCUACAAACACACACACACACACACACACCCCCCCCCACCCCCAACCUUCCCAUUGGAAGCAACUGCUCUCAUCCCCUUCCAAACCAACAGUACCAAACAACAUCUUAUUCUGCUUUUACUUUUAGUAUUAGGCAUUGGUAAGCUUAUCUAUAUGAAGUAAAUGGAUAUAUUUAUUGUCCAUUGCAGUACUGAAAGCUAUUGAGACCAUUGGCAUCACUCACCAGAAAGGGACACCUAAAUAUAAUGAGCUGUUGGAAAAAGAGAUAGCUGCUACAAAAUUUAAAGAUUGCUUCUUAAGAAAGACACUGAAUCAGACAGUAUGAUGAUUUUUGUUGGUUUAAAAAUUUUGUUAUGGAUUUUUUUCCCUAGUGCUUUAACCAAUAGAGUAUUGAGAAUACAAUACUUGGUUUUCAAAUGUAAAAAAAUUAUUAUAAGCUAUUUCAUUUUUAUUUACACCAUGUACAAUCAAAAUAGUGACUUAAAUUAAUCCUCUCUUGGGUAUGAUCACAAAGGAAAAAAUUAUUUAUUUUCAGAGAGAAAAGCAUCAUCGGUUAGUGCAUAUCAUUUCUGCUUUCAUAUCAUUUAUGGUUGCCAUUGUUUGGCUAAGUAAACAUUUAUCGGAUGAAGUCACUGUGAAUUGAGAGGAAAGAAAUUAUUCAGUUCAGAGUAAAAGUAUAUAAUUUUUAAAAAAAAAUUAAAAAGCAAACUAUGCUGGUGGUGACUACUUGGAUAAACCAGCUGUCUAUCAAUAACUUAAAAAAGUAAACAAGACAUCACCCAUGUCUUUAUGGAAUUCAGGCAAUGUAAUACCUGCCAAGCUACCAUUUUGUGUAACCUAGGCUGGCCAUUGUUUUGGGGGUUUAAAGAAAAGAACAUGAAUAGGUUAUUCCUUUUUUUUUUCCUUGCAGCAAAUGUUCUAAGACAGUACUUGAAAAAAAAAUAAUUCAAACCUAAUUAGUUAAAACUCAAUAUUCUCUUUUUUUUUUUCAUAGGAAGUAGAAUUGGACAACCGUCGUCGGGAUCAUAUGUCCCACUUCAUCCUAAGACUUGCUUACUGUAGAUCGUAAGUUAAUAUUUUCAUAAAUAGUCAGACUUUUAACGUUUAACAUGAGUUGGCUUAUUGUAUUACAAAUAUAACGUUAACAGUUUGUUUAUUCAAAUGUGGGUUUAAUUUAUUUUUUUUUGAAAUUGCCCUUGUGCACCAAAUCAUUAUUCAGACAAUGGUCAAGGAAUGCACUUUUAUAAACAAUAUUUGUUUUACAGUAAUAAAUUAAAGUAGUUCAAGAUCCUAAUGUAAGCUUAUUUUUAAUAGUAUAUUUGCCAUAUUUUUAAAAAAUUGUUUGCUCUUUCAGCAUUGUUUCCCACUUUUUUAAAUUGUCGAUAUUUUCAUUGUUUUAAUCUUUCAUUUGCAGAGAGGACUUGCGCAGAUGGUUCCUUGCACAAGAAUUAGAUUUGUUUCGUUUUCGUUUCCAAACAGAGGACUCUGAGAGCAGAAUUCAAUUUUUGUCAUGUAAUGAUCUUAAAUAUAAACCUGUGAGUUUAUUGACAAUAUUCUGACUUCAGCAUUAGGACAUCUCAAAUCCCCUUAUGGUGACGCAAAAUUCUAUUACUCUGUUUUAAUUAACUUAAGCCUUUUCGAUUAUAAUAAUCAUUGGGGGCUUUUCCAAUAAAUAUAUCAAUUGAGUUUCGAUUUCAUUAUAUAUACAGUAUACAGCAAACAACAUUUCUGCCACUAAUCCGCUUCAAUAUAAAAUUAUUACUAAAACUAUCAUUAGUAUGUUUGGUUUUAAUAAUUCAGGUUGUUGUUGUUUAUUUUAAUCCUUCCUCAGGUUUCUAAAGAAGAACAGGAAUUUGUGACCAAACAAUUAGAUGGUCCCGACCACAUGAGCAAUGCCAGUGAUAUUGAAUACUACAAGGUACAAAUAAACAGUGGGACUGUCUUAAAUUCGAUUUGAAAUGGGACACACCAUUAUGCUGCUAAAGUUAAAAUUUUGUUGUGUUUAUUAAAGCACUGCCGCCGAACUUGUAAUUUUUGCCUUAUAUUUGCCUUUACACAUUCAGGCAAAGGUUUAUGUUCACAUUAAAAUUCUAUAAAUAUUUUCUUUCUUCUACUCUGUUUUAACAUAUAUUUUUUAAAUUUAACACAUUUGUCACUAAGUUCGUCAGUCACUAAAUUCGUCAGUCAUUAAGUUCGUCGGUCACUAAGUUCAUGUCAUCUAUGGCAAAUUUUGUAAAUGUAACGGUAAAUCAAAAGAGUGAUUAAUGUCAAUAUAUAAAAAUUUUACCUUUAAAUGUUUGUGUGUACGGAUGUUGAUAUGUGAGUUUAUAGAACUAUCAACUACAAGACACAAAACUAAAAAAUCUACACAUUGCACAAAAAAUGUUUCCAGUUUCAAAAUACAGCAGCAUAAUCAAUGGUUUUAUCAUUUUGCUGUUUAAGGAUUCUCUGCAGAGACUGAUAGCAGUUUAAAGCCAAAUGCUUUAUUGUUUUUAUAUUUUAAACUUUUGGACUAAAAACAUUUUGACACGCAAAGAUCUGUAUAGAUAAAUGUCAUACACAUAAUUACAGAAUAGUCAUUUGAAAACUGAAUAAUUUCAGGUUCCAUUUUUGGAAGCCUUAGACUUGGUAAGAGGAAGAAAAGUUUUCCUUCUGUCUGGUUAUGCCUAUGUGGCCAGAGAGGAUCUUGUGUCUAUUUUAUUGUCAGUGUACAGGACACAGUUAUCUCAUGCUCUGACGGUAAGUGACUUUUCUUUUUGUUUCACAAUGUUCAGCCUUACACAUUAUUAAGUUUAAUUUUCUUCACCUUAUGUCUGUGAUACCAAGCUACCAUAUUGUGUGACCUAAGUUUUUUUUAUUAAAAGAACACUUUAAGUCAUAUCAACCAAAGUUCUUAUUCCCAUUUAAUAUAUCAUUUUAUUUUAUACAAGGUUACUUCUCGAGCAUUGCCCAGUAUGGAGGAAGAUGGACGAUUGUUACCCAUGCUUUGUGGAUUGAGUAAACGGUAUUUGGGUCAAGACUACAGUGCGAAAAAACAAAAUGUGGGAGUAAUUACUGCAGACAUGAUUGAUUUGGUAAGUCAAGACUUACUUUAAGGGGAGCUUAAUCCCCAGUACAAGUUUCCAGUUAAUGUAGUUUUGAUACUCCUUGUUUGUAUGUCCUUUCUACUCAAUGGUAUAUGAUAUUAACAACAUAAUAAUAUUAGGGGUAAUAAGGGGAGAGACUGCAAUCAGGUUAGUACAAAAUAAAAUGAGUAAAACAGAGUAUGGUUAAACCUGAAAAAUUAAACGCAACAAAACAGCGAACGUGUCGGCAGAAAGCCUUCGUCAGCGAGGCCGCUGGCUGAAAUUGGAAUAUUUUGAAAAGUUUAUAAUAAUUUAAAAACCUUUGCGGCCGUGCUUCCAACAUCUCACCAAAGUUUUAAGUUUUAUUGCAAUCGGAUAAAUGGCGUAGGAGCGCAUAUGAAAAUUAUUUUUUACAAAGCUCAUAUUAGAAAAAAUACGAAUUAAGGGCCAACGGCCGAAAACAGAAUGUUUUUAAAAGUAUUUAAAUGACACAGUAAAAUGCACUGGCGCAUGGACAACAACUCACUAAGUUUUGUAGCAAUCGCAUGAUUGGUGUAGGAGCGCAUACGGUUUGAAAAUAUAUUUAUAUAGCUCAUAUUAGGAAAAACGAAUGGCUAAGAAGUUAACUUCUAGUGCUGCCCACAGAUACUACUUACCAGCUAAGUGCUAUUUCUUAUUUUUAUAACGUUUUUUCUGUUGUUUUGUUCGCUGACGAAGGCUUUCUGCCGACACGUUCGCUGUUUUGUUGCGUUUAAUUUUUCAGGUUUAACCAUACUCUGUUUUACUCAUUUUAUAAUAAUAUUACCUCUGUUUCAGCUUUCAAAGAAGUCAUUCCCUCUUUGCAUGCAAAACAUACAUAUAUCAAUGAAACAGAAUCAUCAUUUGCGUCAUGGAAGUCGAUUGCAAUAUGGACUCUUCUUAAAAGGCAUUGGCCUAUCUCUUGAGGAGGCUGUCAAGUUUUUCAGAACUGAAUUUAUAAAGAGUAUGGACGUUGAUACGGUAAGCUAAAACACAGUCUAAAUUUAUGUAUAAUUUUGGUGUGUUUUAAUUGAUAUUUUAAGUGCUACUAAUAUUUGUACUUUAGAGUUGGUUUGAGUAUUUUAAUUUGCUAAAUUUAAUUACAUUUUUUUUUACUUCAGUUUGAUAAGAAGUAUUCGUAUGGCAUACGCUAUAAUUAUGGAAAGGAAGGAAAGAAAACUGACUACACUCCUUACGGAUGUAUGAAAAUAAUAAUGAAUAAUGCUCCAGCUGCUGGAGAUUCCCAUGGUAAGAUUGGCAACACAGAGAUUUAUAGAAAUAAGCAUUGUAGUUUCAUGCCUGUAGCUACAGCUACAUCUACAGCUACAUCUCUUGUUAAAGCUGUCUUCUUAAAUUUAUCCAAAUGUCUAAAGCUUAAGAUAUAAAUACUUUUAUUAUAGUUAAUUUCUCUCCCUUUUCAAAUAGGUUGUCCCUUCAGACAUUUUGAUGCAGAUUUCCUUAAGCAACGAAUAUCAACACAGGGAAUUUCUAAAGAAGGAAUCGAUGUUGUGAGUUUUUUUUAUUUAAGCUGCUUAAUUUUCCAGUCGGAUAACUAAACAAAAACAAACAAAAGCCAUUCCCUCAAGAAUUCAUUUAUUGCACAUUUUGAAAGCCUUAAAAUUCCUUUGUCAUUUAAACUUGUGGUUCAGAUUAGAAUUGAAAAAUAAUUUAAAGAUUUUUUUUGGUUUGCAUACUUACAGUAAUGGAACAGAUUCAGUCAGUGUCUACCGGGAUCACAUAGCUUUGUUUGAAAUUAAUUUUUAAACUUUGAUGAUUCUGAAUUUUUUGUUAUUUAUAAUCCAGUUAGAUCUAAGGUAUAUUUUUAAAAAUUAUUAAUUAAUUUAUACAAACAAAAUUAAAACAUAAUAAAAAAAUAAAGGAAGUGGGACCUUUACGAUGUUUCCAGUUUUCUUGUCUUUUUCCCUUCCUAAGUAACAGAACAAUAUGUAUAAGACUAUUAUUGUUAUUAUAGAUAUAUUAAGUAUAUUUAGCUUGCACACACUGAAAUGUAACAGUUAGGCAAAUACAAUUAUAAUACAUAUUCUUAUGCAUACAACUACCUCAUGCAUAGUACGUUAGUCCUGGGUGUGGAGUGACAGAUGCAGAGUUGGGGGGCGGACGGGGAAACCAUCAAUAGCUUUAUGUUGAAUUUACGUGACCCUAACCCCAUUAUAAAGCAGUUACUGUUUAUCGUUCUGUUUUCCCCUAAUAAGUAAAGUCAACCUGAAACUUCAUUUAGCCAUUGGAGGUCAUUUGAUUGUUUAGAACUUAGGCAUUCAACAACAAAAUUCAAAAUCUUGUUUUACGGCUGUAAUUUUAGGUGAUGAAGUACACCAAGGGAGGUCACUAUCAGGUAGCAUGUGCCAAGUUUUUUGAAUUGACACAUGGUAUCAGUGAUGCUAACAGCGAAGUAGAAAUGGUCAUUCAGCAUCCCAACCAGUAUUUUGAACACAGUCAAAAACUGCUACAUGGUCAGUAACACUUGCUGCUUUAAAAUCUCCUUUUUUUAAGAAAUACUUUUCUUAACUUAUUUGUGAAAGUCUUUUUUUUUCACUUGUUAAGUGAUAGUUAAAAUAUAAUUUAAGUCAGCUUAAUCUUCUUCAUUCUGCUCUACCAUGAGACCCACAUAAGACAAGGCAUGCAGUCUUCAGCAGUCUUCUCCUUUAACUGUAGUUUUUCAUGAAGUGGAGUUCAUGUCAGAACUGUCUUUGAUCAAUCUCAUGUGCUAUGUAUGCUUGGGACAGUUGAGGGAAUUCAGCCAUUGUCCUAAUUCAAUCACUUUGUGUUUUUUUUAUCAUAUACAUAUAAUACGACCAUUGUCACACUGUGACCGACCAUCGUCAAACUGUGACCGACGGAUGCCAUCAAAAAAAAAAGAAAUAAGGAUAUUUAAGAAGAUGGUUGUGGCCCAUUAAAUUUAAAAGUCACGUUUUCCAUUUAUGGCUAGCUGUCUGGGUUUUCAUAGCUCUACUUUUUAAAAAAAAUUUGUUAUUACUUAGUAAAAAUGAAGUAGAUAAUAACUCUUGCUUUAUUGAAUCUAGUUCAUAUAGGUUUUCAUUUUUUUUUUUUAAUUUUUGUAUGAUGUUUUCUAAGGUUUUAAAGUAUAUUUAUAAAUUUAAAAAAAAAAAAAAAUCAAAUUUUAAUUUGCCAAUUUUCUUAUUACAUUUAUUUUGAAAAGAAAAAGUUAUUACUUAGUAAAAAUGAAGUAGAUAAUAACUCUUGCUUUAUUGAAUCUAGUUCAUAUAGGUUUUCAUUUUUUUUUUUUUUAAUUUUUGUAUGAUGUUUUCUAAGGUUUUAAAGUAUAUUUAUAAAUUUAAAAAAAAAAAAAAUCAAAUUUUAAUUUGCCAAUUUUCUUAUUACAUUUAUUUUGAAAAGAAAAGCUAUUGUAACAGGAUUGUGCCUUUUAAAAAAAAUAUGCAGCAUAUUUGUUUUUACUUUGAUCGUUUUACUUAUAAUUGCAAUUGACUUAUAAAAGCUCAACUCAUACAAAAUCCACUUUGUUCUGUACCUAUAACCAUGUUUUUGUUGUUGGUAAAUGUUUUUUUCAUGAAUUUAAAAAAAAAAAACCUUCAAUUUGAUUUUCUAGGACCAGCUAAACCUAUAUCCACACCAAGGGGUGUUAAGAUUGUCAAUAGUAAUUCCCAGGCCUCGAAUAGUACAAGUCAAGUUGUUAAAGCAGAACCUAUGGAUGAAGAUACAAACGCCUUAACACAAGAACAGUUAACCUUUCUCGACCAUGACAUGUAAAAAAAACUUUCAUUUUUCCCAUAUCAAUUUAAAAAUUAUGACAAUUAGCUGAUGUUAUUUAUGUUAUAGUGUUAGCCCAUAAUGAUUAGAAAUGAGCUGAUUUCUUACUUGGAAUUCCGAGUCAGAAAUACUUAAGCAAAUAAUGUAUCAUUAUGAAUGAACUAUGAACUUGCAAUAUUCUUUCCUUGUGAUCUGUUUCCAUGUUAUGAAAUAGGAUUACAAUUUCAUUCACAAAUAGACCUUUCAACCAAGCCUCCUUGGUUUUAAAAAUUAAAAUAUUUUCUGAAUAACCAAACCUAAAACCUAAAUUAUCUG
Lymnaea stagnalis (great pond snail) is the source of this 13433-nucleotide messenger RNA. NCBI's taxonomy places the organism in Eukaryota, Metazoa, Mollusca, Gastropoda, Lymnaeidae. The record is from the annotation of a GenBank genome assembly.